Molecule: messenger RNA, 1566 nt
Organism: Phaeodactylum tricornutum CCAP 1055/1
Lineage: Eukaryota; Bacillariophyta; Bacillariophyceae; Surirellales; Neidiaceae
Exons: 2
Coding region: 68-1471 (467 amino acids)
Cellular component (GO): membrane
Source: RefSeq, a predicted model, not a curated record
UGCUAUUCCGGAUUGUGUCGAUCUUUCUGUAGAAGCUGGUAUCUUCAUUGUUCGGUGACUUACAACCAUGGCCUCCCUUGUUACAUGCGUAAUUACCUCCGCCGGAUGGUGCUUUUGCACCGCCUGUGCUUCUCUACUGGGAGCCUGCUGCGGCAACGACAAGGCCUCGACGAUUCCACCAAGCGUCACUUCCGGACGGCGACGUUCGGUGCUACUUCUGUUUUUUUCGAUUGCGAUGGCGCUCGUUUUCCAGUACGGAAUCGCCCCCGCUAUAGUUGACGCCAACGAUUUGACUAGCUUUGUUAGGGACAAGUGGACGGAUGGAUGUUCCCAGUAUGUCGACAUCGACGUGGUCAAGUCUUGUGCUGGCAACAAUGGUGUUUAUCGCGUAUCGGCUGCUUCGACGCUAUUCUUUGCAUUCGCGGCGCUGGGAGCUCUACUUAAACCCACGGCCAAUCGAGAAGCAUGGCCGGCCAAAUACACUCUCUACUUCUUUCUCUGUAUCGUCACUAUUUUCAUUCCCAAUGAUCCGCUUUUUUCUGACGCCUACUUGAACAUUGCACGUAUCGGCGCAGUCCUUUUCAUUGUUGUUCAGCAGCUUGUCAUUGUUGACAUGGCUCACGAAUGGAAUGACAGCUGGGUCGCUAAGGCGGAUGCCGCAGAAGCACAGGAGGCUGGGUCCGGGAAAAGGUGGCUCGGUGCUAUUGUGACUGCUUGCAUAAUGCUCUUUGGAAUAUCCAUCAUUGCAAUAGGCGUCAUUUUUUCUCGCUUCACGGGAUGUGGCACAAACAAUGGAUUUAUUACUGUCACGCUUGUGCUCGGCGUCUCAAUUGUCGGUGCGCAGAUGUCUGGCGAAGAAGGUUCGUUGCUAGCCAGUGCCUGCGUCUUUGCGUGGUCUGUGUUUUUGUGCUACACAGCCGUUUCCAAGAACCCUGAUGCAUCCUGUAAUCCUAUGCUGGGCGAAAUGGAUACUGUGAGUAUUGUGCUGGGCUUGACCGUGACGGCAAUUAGCCUUGGAUGGACGGGAUGGUCGUACACGGCCGAAGACAAGCUGCGGUCGUCUUCUGAAGAGGAAAGCGCUGCUGCAGCCACGGCCAGGGCCAGUGACGACUCCGAGAAAGAUGUCAGGCGGGACGUCACAGGUGUGGUCACAGGCAACGACUAUGGAACGCAAGACGACGAAGAGCAAGCUAACAGUGCGGGUCAUGCCGAAGUGGAUGAAUCAGUCUUGAACAAUCCUAGCCGUCUAUCCAAUUCAUGGAAGCUGAACGCCAUUCUAAUGAGUGUAUCAUGUUGGAAGGCUAUGGCUCUAACCAAUUGGGGCGCGAUUGUGGCCAAUGGCAAUGCUGCUAAUCCUCAAGUCGGCCGUGUUGGGAUGUGGAUGGUUAUUGCCUCGCAAUGGCUUGUUCUGACGCUGUACUUGUGGACAUUGCUGGCACCGAGACUCUUUCCCAAUCGCGAAUUUGGCUGACUUUGUCUGAUUUGCAGGAUUGUUGGAGAUAACAGCAAUGUUUCACAAUAUUGUAUAAGUUGACGGUCUAAUAUAGAGAGGCGCUGGAUAAACGG